AAUCUCAUCAACAUCUCCGUCUAUUUGAAGAUCGGGCUGAAGGACUCCAUCAACAUCUGCUUCUUCGUGCUCUCGUGCGCCGACCUGACCUGCGUGGUGAUGCUGGGGGUGCAGGACGUCAUCGCGAUAUUCCCAGAGAGCAUCCAACUGGUGUGGCGAACCGACGGCCUCUCUCUGAAUUUCCUCGUGGCUUUUUACUACGGCGCUUUCUACGACGUUUCUCAAGGGAUCACGACGUUCAUAGCCGUCCAGAAAUGCUGGUGCGUCGCGCUGCCGUUUCGCUUCAAAGGCACGUUCACGACGGCUCGGACGGCCGUCAUCGUGGCCGCUGUUUCGGUCGCAGCCUUAUCGAUGAAUCUGCCCGUGUUGAGCACGCAGGGUCUGCAGGAAAUAAUGCUCCCGGGCGCCAAUGCGACUCUGCUUUUGUUAUGGACGGCUGAGAGCAGGCAGCAGAUUAUCCCCAUCGUGGGGCUCGUGUCUUUAAUCUACACCAACACGUGUCAGUUCACGGUCAUCUUCUGCUUGGUGGUCCUGGCGUCAAACUUACGGGCGUCGUCGAAGUUCAGGAACUCAUCGACUGUUAGCACCGUGGAUCCACCGGCAACCUCCGAUCUAAAAAUUGACGUCACCAAAGCAAGUGACGUCACCAAAGCCAGUGACGUCACCAAAGGCAGUGGCGUCACUAAAGCCGGUGACAAGAACUCGAAGCAAAAUUUGAUGACUGACAGAUUAAGCUGUAAGAAAGGGACGGCAGGUCACCGGACCAUCACCGGAAAUCGCGCUGGCGAGAUAAGUACCUCCGGUCGUAAAGACAUUGCGCCCGCGCCUCGCCGAAAUAAGAUAACGUCCCGGAAAGAACUGCAGGCCAUCAAGUCGACGACGUUUGUGUCCAUCCUGUUCGUCUCCUGCAACACGUUCAAGUUGUUGAACUACUACGUCAUCCUGUGCGUCCCGGAGUACAAGCUCAACGGUCGUUUUCAGAACACCUACUUCCUGUCCAAUAGCUGCAGGAUUUUUUUAGAAUCCCUGCACAUCUCGCUCAACAUGUUCGUCUACCUGAAGUUCAACACGCGGUUCAGGUCGACGCUGAUGUCCGGCUGUGGGACCGGC
Messenger RNA from Lymnaea stagnalis (great pond snail), 1110 nucleotides. Lineage: Eukaryota; Metazoa; Mollusca; Gastropoda; Lymnaeidae. The record is from the annotation of a GenBank genome assembly.